AUGACACCUGUGGAAUCAAGAAAGAGGAAGAGAGAAGCACCACACCCAUAUCUCUCGGGCAAUUUCGCUCCAAUCCUGAAAACCCAGCCACUCACGCGCUGCAGCUAUACUGGUGUGAUUCCGCAGGAGCUGUGUGGAGGCGAGUAUGUUCGAAAUGGUGGAAAUCCUGUGGUGAACGAGGACUUGGGCAGAGAUGCUCAUUGGUUUGACGGCGAUGGCAUGCUUGCUGGAGUCGCUUUCCAGCGCACCGAGAAAGGCGUGCAACCUCAUUUCGUCAAUCAAUUCAUCCUCACCGACCUCUACCUAUCGAGCGUGUCGUCGUCCAUCAGGACUCCAAUUCUGCCUAGCAUUGCGACACUAGUCAAUCCGCUCACAACAUUGUUCCACAUCAUCUUGCGGGUUCUAAGAGCUCACUUUCUUGUGUUCCUUUCGAGGCUACCCGGCUCUCCACAAGCCAUCAAGAAAAUCAGCGUUGCCAAUACUGGUGUACUCUUUCAUGAUGGAAGGGCACUAGCUACGUGUGAGAGUGGACCACCAAUGCGCGUUGCUCUUCCUGGACUUGAGACCGUUGGCUGGUACAAUGGGAAGCGAGCAGAGGGCGACAGAGGGGGUGAAGAUGGUGCAGGGUUUGGUGGCUCGGGCCUCUUCAGUUUCCUGAAAGAAUGGACUACUGCCCAUCCUCGAGUCGACCCCAAUACCGGCGAGCUCAUUUUGUUUCAUUCAACUUACUUGCCACCAUACGUGCAUUAUUCGUGCUUACCUGCCACCUACCCACCCGCCAUACCCUCGACUCCUUUGAACGUACCAACCAGGCUUAUGAACGCCCCUGUACCUGGGGUGUCUUCUGCCAAAAUGAUGCACGAUUUCGGCGUGUCAUUCGAUCACACCGUCAUUCUAGAUCUCCCGCUGUCCCUCGAUCCCCUGAAUCUGGCUAAAAACAAGCCAGUCGUUGCUUACGACCCUACCGGCCGGUCAAGGUUUGGUGUCUUCCCUCGCUAUAACCCCCACCAGAUCCGCUGGUUUGAGACAGCUGCUUGUUGCAUCUUUCAUACAGCAAACACGUGGGAUGAUAAGGUUGUUGACAGGAGCACCGGUGUAAUGAAGACCGCCGCUGUCAAUAUGUUGGCCUGUCGUUUGACCUCUGCUUCGGUGGUUUUCUCGACUGGAAACAUUGCAGCACCGCAGCCGCUUCGGACGACGGUAUCGCAAGAAGAAGAGCAAUGUCGCUUGUACUAUUAUCAAUUUGACAUGGAUCAACAUGAGUCGCAAAACAAAAUUCGCUACCAGUUUGCUCUUAGCGCGGUAUCCUUCGAAUUCCCAUCCAUGAGAGAUGACAUGUCCAUGUCAGCUGCCAAGUACAUUUAUGGGACGUCCCUCUCCUACGGAUCAUUUGAUGCUGCUCUAGGUCGAACCGCCAAGAUUGACUGUUUGGUCAAAAUACACGCGGAGGUUCUGAUCGCAAGAGGCAAGGCAAGAACAGAUCUGGAGCCUGUUUCUGGUUGUGUCGACACGCGAUCAGUGGAGGACGUUCUUUCCUCGACCCUUGAGGACGAUCCAAUACAGAUCUUCCAAAUGCCCCAAGGCUACUAUUGCCAGGAAUCACGAUUCGUGGCAAAAGCACAGGCACAAGAUGAAGAUGACGGAUAUCUGCUCACCUAUGUUUUCGACGAGUCCCAGCUGGAUGAUCGUGGCGAAUGCUUGCCCAACGCGAAGAGCGAGCUGUGGAUCAUCGAUGCCAAGGAUAUGACGACGGUGGUCGGCAAGGUGAUGCUGCCGCAAAGAGUUCCCUAUGGUCUGCAUGGCAACUGGUUCUCUGAAGAUCAAGUCCUCGGCCAGAGACCGAUUGAGACCAUCCGGCAACUUCCUUCGGCCAAACCAUCAUCGGUCGUGCAAGCGGGUCCUGACAUCUGGGCCCGAUGUCGAAAGUUUAUCGAGUCUUCCCUCGGCUAG
Endocarpon pusillum Z07020 is the source of this 1950-nucleotide messenger RNA. RefSeq lists its product as uncharacterized. The transcript has a single exon. NCBI's taxonomy places the organism in Eukaryota, Fungi, Ascomycota, Eurotiomycetes, Verrucariales, Verrucariaceae. The record is from RefSeq and is a predicted model, not a curated record. Gene Ontology annotation, biological process: carotene catabolic process. The coding region runs from base 1 to 1950 and encodes 649 amino acids. Gene Ontology annotation, molecular function: carotenoid dioxygenase activity.